AUGGCCAUCGCGGACCUGGGCUGCGCCACGGGGCCCAACGCGCUGUUCUUGGUGUCCGACGCCGUCGAGGCCGUGCUGGCGGCGGCGAAGAUCACGGCCGACGACGACGGGGAGGUGCCCGAGCUGCACGUCUUCCUGAACGACCUCCCGAACAACGACUUCAACGCCGUCUUCCGGCUGCUGCCGUCGUCACCUCUCUUAGGCAGCGGCUGCCUCGUGUCGGCCUGGCCGGGGUCCUUCUACGGCCGCAUCUUCCCGGAUGCAAGCCUGGACUACGUCGUCUCCUGUAGCAGCCUACACUACCUCUCAAAGGCGCCCACGAUGAAGAAGACGGUGAGCAGCGGUGAGCAUCUGAACAGGGGACGUCUGUACUUGUCGCCGUCGGCGGGCAACCCUGCGGCGGUGCUGGAGGCGUACCGAGCGCAGUUCGAGACUGACUUCUCCGCAUUCCUCUGUUGCCGCGCUGCGGACAUGAGGCCCCGCGGCCUCCUGCUCCUCUCCUUCUUCGCCAGGAGGACCGCCUGCCCCACCACGCACGACUGCUACCUCUGGGACGCCCUCGCCGACGCCCUAAUGGACAUGGCCGCCGCCGGACUCAUCGACGAGGAACAAGUCCACGCUUUCAACUUGCCCUACUACACCCCCUGCCCCGACGAUCUCCUUGACGUGAUUUCCAUGGAAGGCUCCUUCACCGUCACAACCAUGCGGUUGUUUGGGUACUCAUUCCUAGGAGUUUCUCGUCACCCUACUAAAGACGAAGACGAUGAAGACUUACCGCGGUGGCUAGCAGUGGAGACCGCAAGCUAUGUGAGGGCGGCCCUAGAGCCCACGCUGCAGAUGCACUUCGGUCGUGCCGCCAUGGAGGAACUCUUCUGCAGGUACCCCCUCCUGCUGGAGGCGUACUAUCGCAACAACAAGGCCACCAAAAACAAGGAGGACAUCACCAACGUCUUCCUUGUCUUGGAGAAGAAACAACACUGCUAG
Messenger RNA from Miscanthus lutarioriparius, 984 nucleotides. NCBI's taxonomy places the organism in Eukaryota, Viridiplantae, Streptophyta, Magnoliopsida, Poales, Poaceae. The record is from the annotation of a GenBank genome assembly.